AUGCCGCGUAAAGGACGCAAAGUGGCAAAAUUGUGGUCGCUCCACCCAGAGUUUCAUGACGAAGUAGCACGGUUGCUGGAUGAGGAAGGGCUCCGACUAGACUUCGUUGGCAUCGAUGAUGGACAAUCAAAUAUCGAGGAAUGGGACACGAACGUCAUGGGUCGAUUCAUGUGCCACAACAGCGUAUGUUACUCUAGCGGUUGGUCGAGCAAAAAGAUCGCCAUUACGAUUCGCCUGUACCCACAACAACGAUACAAUGCCCGAGUGUAUCACCAGAGGUGCAGAACUUGCAAAGCUGUUGGUCGGCUAGUCUUGAAUACCGAAUGCUAUGCUGAAAGGGUGACAUACUGGCUGAAGAAAUGGAAUGGAAUUGAGGUACAGCGGCCUGGUUACUCUGGUCAGAGCAGAGGUCCCCAUGAUAGCGAGCUAUGCGAGGGAUGUAGAGCUGGUCAUUGUCCCAACUCGAAUGAGGACUUAGCAUUGGUGCUUGCUAGGUAA
Messenger RNA from Penicillium salamii, 498 nucleotides. Lineage: Eukaryota; Fungi; Ascomycota; Eurotiomycetes; Eurotiales; Aspergillaceae. The record is from the annotation of a GenBank genome assembly.